CUUCUAACUUCCGCAGUCUUGCCGCUGGUUUUAAUUAAUAUUAUUAAUAUUUGACUGGUUUCUCCUGAAAAGCAGCAUGAGCGAAUUUCCGGAGGAGGUUCUGGCGGAGGACUCCCGGGGCCUCCUGACGUUCGAGGGCUCCGCCCCGGAGGACGUGUCCCACGCCCGGCAGCUGUGGAGCUCCACGCGCCUGCAGCCGCCGCUGGAGCCCCGCCUGGUGUUGGUGGAGCCCUGCCAGAGGCUGGCGGUGGCCCCCGGGGGCCCCGCCGCCAGUGGUGCCCCCUGGAGUCCUGCCGGGGGUCCCGCCAGGGGUCCCGUCUGGGAUCCCGCCUGGGAUCCCGCCAUGGGCCCCGCCGCGGGCCCCGCGGGGCCCCAGCACGAGCGGCACCGGUACCAGGCCCUGGCGGAGCAGAGGAGGGAGACCUUGGCCCGGCUGGAGAGGAGCCGGCAGCGGCGGGUCCAGCAGGAGCUGCUGUCCGACGGGCUCCGACACAAACCCCAGGUUCGCCACCCGGAUGAAAACUCUGAAGAGGAAAAGGAGCUGGUCAGACGCCUCCAGUAGCUAAUCGAUUAAAAAAAAAAUACAGAAUACAUUUGUACUGCUAAAUGUUUAUUUUUCACAUGGACGUGUUUUUGUUUCCACUUAUCAGAAAUGUUGUAUUUAAAUAACUGCGAUGCUUCUGGCAGGGGCGCCUCCAAAAAUGUUUCCUAGGGGGGGCCAGAGGGGGCCACUUAAAUUCUUGGGGUGGAACCAAAACUAAAAGCCAUCAUUACAGGACUUUAUUAUACUGUUGUAGU
Messenger RNA from Cololabis saira (Pacific saury), 798 nucleotides. RefSeq names its product HOATZ cilia and flagella associated protein (gene hoatz). Gene Ontology annotation, biological process: cilium assembly. The record is from RefSeq and is a predicted model, not a curated record. Lineage: Eukaryota; Metazoa; Chordata; Actinopteri; Beloniformes; Belonidae.